AUGGGAGCUCGUCAAUCGUAUCUCUACUUAUAUUUAAAUUCUAAGGAUAAGGAAUAUGACGAAUCAGUAUGCAAGGUUGAGUUUAAGAAAUCUGUAGUUAAAGGUUGCAUCGACUUUGAAGUUGUAACUUACACAAUCAAAUAUAAUGGAAAGGAUCCUACAAGUUUUGAUAUUUACAUAUAUGACAGUAAAGAAACGGUUUAUAAUGGUUAUUACAUCUUUGGUUAUUGUUCCCCUAGAACACAUCAAGUUGCCAAUAAAGUUGAAGUAUACUAUUCUGUUUUAGCACCAGACAAGCCAUUAGUCAUAUCUUUUGUUACUGAAAGUACCAAUCCUUAUAACUGCGAUUUUGAUAAAUUGAAAAAUGCCAGAUGGGAUUGGGCCGCUUAUAUAACCGAAUAUUUAAUUAAGGGCGAUAUUCUUGACUACUUAAAGGAAAAGUACAAGAAGUUGAAUCUGAAUAAGACAAUAGAAUUAGUGGAUGGAAAUAAGGAAACGAAAGAUGUUAAAGGAUUUAAACAGGAGAUAGGCGAAGAAAACAAGGACUACAGAAUUAUUUACAUACCAAACGGCAAAGAAUCAGUUUUGAAUAGUAACUGUUUAUUUAGUUCCGAAACUAAAUUUGAUGAUAAAAAUAAACAGGCUAUAGUUCAAAAUGGUUGUAAAGACCCAUCAGCUAAAGGUGUUAAAAAUCAAAUUGAUCCUUAUUAUCUAACAUCUGUUAAAGGUCAAUUUUUCGAUGGAAUUAUUGUAUACUUUGCUCGAGACGAAGGAAAGAAAGAUAGUUCGCCUAAUGAACACCACGAUAAAAGUACGGCUUUAUAUUUGGAGUUCAUUGAUUUGCGCAAGAAAGAUAUAUGCUUUCAGAGAAAGGAUAAAGCCGGUUGUUGUUGGGUUGAGGAAAAAAUCGAGUAUGAUAACGAUUCUAAACUUUUAGAAUCGUUAAAAAAGAUAAAUGACAAUAUCAAAGAAGAGGUAAACACAGUAAUUAUUGAUAAUAAGAAUGGAUAUAAUGGUGUUACUGUUAAACCUGAGGAUGGUAAAACUGCAUACAAGAAAUACACUUACACAUUUGAAAAAGAGAAUAAACUUUACUUCAUAUUCGGAAGAAAAGAAUCUGAAAUUCCUAAGAUAAACGAAGGUUCGCUUAAAACAAGUAAAGUUGAAGUAUAUUUCUUGAAAAUCAAAGGUAGAGAGGAUGAACAGCCAUUUUUAAUCUCGUUUGAAUAUAAAGAAUCACCUGAAAAAACUAAAGCUUACCACUUCAAAUACGGCUUCGGAUUUGAGGGCUGGAUAGAGUUUGAAGUUAAAAAAAAAGAUGAGAAACAAACACAAGAAGAUUUAAAAAAAGAAAUAAAAAAUAAGUUGGAUGAAAUAGAAGGUAAUGGAUCAUGUUCUACGGAUUUACAUACACUACAAUUCAUGGCUUAUCAAAUACUAACAACGGAUAAACCUCCGCCUGCUCCCGCAGCUCCACCACCGAAAAAAGAGAACAGACCGGAUUUAUAUGUGCCAGAUCCAACAACUCAACCUCCCAAUUGGUGGUUGAUCAUAGGAUGUAGUGUAGGAGGGUUUCUCUUACUAGUGGCUUUGGUUGUUGGUUAUUGUAUCUAUUGGUACAACACAACCAUCAAACUCUUGACAUAG
Molecule: messenger RNA, 1647 nt
Organism: Theileria orientalis strain Shintoku
Lineage: Eukaryota; Apicomplexa; Aconoidasida; Piroplasmida; Theileriidae
Exons: 1
Coding region: 1-1647 (548 amino acids)
Source: RefSeq, a predicted model, not a curated record